Bufo gargarizans (Asiatic toad) is the source of this 2189-nucleotide messenger RNA. RefSeq lists its product as uncharacterized. NCBI's taxonomy places the organism in Eukaryota, Metazoa, Chordata, Amphibia, Anura, Bufonidae. The transcript is spliced from 2 exons. The coding region runs from base 244 to 1230 and encodes 328 amino acids. The record is from RefSeq and is a predicted model, not a curated record.
GGCAGGACGGGGACGUCUGUUCAGUCUUGAUUUACUGUCGACCCUCCCAUCGUGUGGGAAGGAAGUUGCACUCAGCACAGAAGAAGAUAGAAGAAUAAGCAAAGCCGCAUGACGCCAGCAUAUACCAGACACUCGCUGUAACCUGCGCUCAUCGGGCUAGGGCGCCGUGGGGUGGUGGCACAAGCUUUGGACUAUCCUCAGGGACAGGCUGCAGGUUUUCUCAAAGGUGCAAAAAAGAUCACCAUGGCAAGUCAACUUCUGAAGUUAGCCAUGUUCCUCAUGUCAUUGACCUAUUCUUCAUCCCUGGGCCAAGCGAUCACUGUUGCUACUGAAACUAAAUCCAGCAGUGACAAAUAUUUCCAAACGUUAAACGUUACAGGCAAUAGCUUUGCUGCUUUGAUGGAUAACUCAGCCAAUGAACUUGGGACGUCUCAUGCAAGUACCGAAGAGUCAAAAGUCACCCCUGAACAACAGACAAGUCCAAGCAGUGUGGCCACUCAAGAAGUAACAUCAAAAUUCACAUCAUAUGUGAUGACCAUUGGGUUAACCAUGAGCAAAGACCCACCACCUGUCUCCUCCACAAAUAGAUCAAUCACUGACCUGCUCAACCUUUCUGCAGGGCUCCCAGUUACAAGUCAAGAAGAUGAUGUGACAAAUAAUCACAAUAUGCCUACUUCUUCCCAGCCAUCUGAUGAGACGGUGGGAAUUUCUACAGCAUUGGCCACAAAGACCCCCAAAAAUACCUCCUUGCCCACUAAGAAACCUGAGGACAUAUCAAACAAGGAAAGGCAGAAAAUCAUCCUUAUUGCGGUCUGCAUUGUGAUCCUCAUCCUGAUCCUGGCCACCACAUUAUUCAUAAUGGUGAGGAGCAAGAGAAGGAGGGGCUCCCAGAGCUUCAACAGUAGGAGAAGAAGCUCCAACAAGCAGGAUGUAUGGGCCGGUCAGGUACCAGAGCUGGGAGAUGGGAAGAUGACCCAACAUCCAAUGGGGAGGGAAAAUGGGACAGCAGGAAACAAAGAAGAGGCUGGAAAGGAACAGGAGAUGGUCACCUUCAUCAGUGGUGAGAAGAAUGACAAUUCUGUGGUUUUGCUGAAUGAAAUAGGCAACGGAGACACCAUGGAGGAGAAGAAGCCGCUGCUGGAGGACCGUCCACAUGAGUAUGAGGAACAGGAGAAGCUUCUCAUGGAGGAACAGUCUCCAGCCCUGACUGUGGAAAAAGACCAAGUGUGAGGGGGACAUGGACACCAACCUGGAGACAGAAGAGGAACAGCCCCCUAUAAUGUCCAGUUAUUAUAUACAGCACAGCUUUAUUACUAAAGGGUUAAUCUGGUGACCCACAUUACAUCGGAACACUGCACCCACAUAAUGGAAUCUGCAUGGGGGCAGGGGACUCUCAUAUCUAUCUAUCUAUCUAUCUAUCUAUCUAUCUAUCUAUCUAUCAGUCUCAUAUCUAUCUAUCUAUCUAUCUAUCUAUCUAUCUAUCUAUCAUCUAUCUAUCUAUCUAUCUAUCUAUCUAUCAUACCCAUCUAUUAUCUAUCUAUCCUUCUAUCUAUUAUCUAUCUGAUAUCUAUCUCUCCUGCCCACUUUCCACUUAUAUAAUUUGCUUAUAUUUGCUCUGUAGAACGUUCUAUGACAUUUGUAUUAUUUAGGCUGAGUUCACAUCACCGUUUAGCUUUCUGUUUUUCUGAUCCGUCAGGAGAAGGGCGCAUUCACAUGAUGGCGCCGUGUUUUGUGGUCCGCAAAACACAGAAUGCCGCCUGUGUGCGUUCCGCAACUUGCGGAACGGAAGAGGCGGGCCAUUAUACAAAUGCCUAUUCUUAUCCGUUUUUUUAGACGGGGGAGGGGGCUUCGGCAGUACUUUUUUUUUCCAUCUGAAAAAACGGAUCUCAGUUGGAAAUGGCUCAGACAGAUGCAACGGGAUCCGAUUAGUUUUCCUCUCUCUCUUUUUCUGACAGGUCAGAAGAACGGAAAGCUGAACGGUGAUGUGAACUCAGCCUUAUACUUGUAUGAAUUAGGUGAAUAGUUGGAUAUUAUAUAUUAUUAUAGGUGGCAGCCAUGUUGUGGCCCCGGUAUGCGAUGGCGCCGGUCCCCUCAUGUCCAGCUGCUUCCUCACAUAUCGGCUCCAUCGCUCAGCCAUUAUUUCUGUAAUUAGUUAAUAUUUCCUCAUUAAAUAUUUUUUUAUCUAGUAA